AUGGUUGCCAUCAAAAACAUUUUCUGCUUCAUCACAGCAGUCACUGCUGCCACUAUUUACCAGCGUACUCCGGCGACUCUUCUCACAGAUAUAACCACCAUCGAUACAAAUGUCAAAGCACUUACGACUGCAGUAGACAACUACAACGGUGGAUUCUUUAACCUGCUUACAGUGAGCAGCACUGAAUCAACUUUGGAAACUUCUAUCAAGAACGCUGCCAAUGAUGCUGCCAACACAUCUCAAUUAUCCUCAGCCGACUCCAACAGUAUUCUCAAUGAAAUCAAUAACCUGAUUCCCGAUAUUCAAGAGGCACUCAAUGCGCUUGUAGCAAAGAAGUCUACAUUCGCUAACGCAGGGGUUGCUUCAACCGUUAAGGGUGACUUGACGAGUUUGAAAAAGGAAACUGAUGAUUUUGGAAAGAAUCUUCUUGCCAUUUCCUCAUCUGAUGUAGAGCCACAGUUGUCUGCGGCUUUGAAUACGAUUGAUAACGACUUUACCACUGCGCAGGCUGCGUUUUAA
This is a messenger RNA of Botrytis sinoallii, 519 nucleotides long. RefSeq lists its product as uncharacterized. Bases 1 to 519 code for a protein of 172 amino acids. The transcript is spliced from 2 exons. The record is from RefSeq and is a predicted model, not a curated record. Gene Ontology annotation, cellular component: extracellular region. NCBI's taxonomy places the organism in Eukaryota, Fungi, Ascomycota, Leotiomycetes, Helotiales, Sclerotiniaceae.